Messenger RNA from Syzygium oleosum, 1410 nucleotides. Its product is annotated as organic cation/carnitine transporter 3-like. The coding region runs from base 1 to 1410 and encodes 469 amino acids. Gene Ontology annotation, molecular function: transmembrane transporter activity. Lineage: Eukaryota; Viridiplantae; Streptophyta; Magnoliopsida; Myrtales; Myrtaceae. Gene Ontology annotation, biological process: transmembrane transport. The transcript has 2 exons. The record is from RefSeq and is a predicted model, not a curated record. Gene Ontology annotation, cellular component: membrane.
AUGGCCAAUUCAACUUCACCUCUUCUCUCGAAAUCCGACUCAUCGGAGCUGGAAAUUCCAGACGCCGAUGCAACCCAACCCAAUUUGCUAGACGAACUGGUCGAAUGGUGCAUCGGAGGGCUCGAUUCUAGGCAGAUCCUCCAAGCCAUGCUUGUUUCGCUGGCUUGGUUCUUCGAUGGACAACAGGCCUACAUCAGCGACUUCACCGAUGCCGAGCCGACGUGGCACUGCACCGGCACGGCUAAUACGACAUGCGACUCGAGCUCCGAUGUCUGCGACCUCUCGGACAGUUCAUGGGCUUGGGAUGGGCCUGCUUACAAGUCCAUCAUAUCGGAGUGGGCCCUCGAGUGUGCAAACUACUUCAUCACGGGCCUGCCCACUUCAUGCUUCUACUUGGGCUGCCUGAUAGGCGGUUUUGCAUUCGCCACCCUCGCCGACUCCUCCCUCGGCCGUAAGAAUUUGCUCGUCCUCUCGUGUUUGAUAAUGUCAUUAGCCGCUCUAGCGACCUCAUUUUCCCCCGACGUUUGGGUGUACUCGGCCCUACGGUUCGUGAGCGGGUUCGGACGAUACCUCCUUAGAGAUGCUUCAUGGAGAUAUCUCUACGUCGCGACCUCCACACCCGCGCUCAUCUACACUUCGGUGACUUUCUUCCUCGUAAGGGAGUCCCCGAAAUGGCUCUUCAUGCAAGGCCGCGACAAGGAAGCCCUGGCGACACUGACCAGAUUCGCGCCGCCGACAAAGCACAGUAGACUGAAACAGUACCUAUCGAGGUUGCUCCACGAGCAAGAAACUACGAAAUCGGGCCUCUACUCUUCAUUAAAGUACAUUCUUGACCGGCGAUGGGCUUCAGCACGGCUGUUGAAGGUGAUGGCACUCGGGUUUGGCACGGGGAUGAUGGACUACGGCAUAUUGUUGGGGGUGGGGAACCUCGGUUUCGACCUUUACCUAAGUGUCACCUUCAAUGCCUUGGUAAUUCUACCUUCGUAUGUGGCUUCCUACUUCUUGAUAGACAGAUGGAAGAGGAGAGAUUCAGUUCUCAGCUUCACCAUGCUCAGCGGGUCACUCAGCAUAAUCUGUGCAAUUUUGGGAAGUGGGAGCUUAUUAGAGAUAGGGUUCGAGCUGGGCUCGUUCUUUUGCACGUGCGUGGCGUACAACGUGCUCCUGAUCUACACCAUCGAGCUGUUCCCCACGCGUGUGAGGAACUCGGCAACGUCCAUGAUGAGGCAAGCUGUGGUGCUUGGGGUGCUGUUGGAUCCAACGUUGAUUUCAGCUGGGAGAGACAUGAGGUGUUUGACGUUCUUGGUGUUUGGAGUGACCAUCAUUUGCUGUGGUUGUAUGGCUGUGUUCUUGCCAGAGACUCUCUGUGAUGCCUUGGAUGAACAAGAGCAGAGAAUCACCACAACUUCAUGA